Molecule: messenger RNA, 8953 nt
Organism: Coccinella septempunctata (seven-spotted ladybird)
Lineage: Eukaryota; Metazoa; Arthropoda; Insecta; Coleoptera; Coccinellidae
Exons: 5
Coding region: 284-8899 (2871 amino acids)
Biological process (GO): tRNA aminoacylation for protein translation
Cellular component (GO): cytoplasm
Molecular function (GO): aminoacyl-tRNA ligase activity; ATP binding
Source: RefSeq, a predicted model, not a curated record
AACUGAAAUUUCAGUUAGUUCAAUCAUAAUCUGAAACAAUGUAAUGGAAAUAUGUGUUAACGGUUCACCUCUAUCAGAGACACAACUUCUUUACCAUAGUGAUAGUUACGAGUAUAUAGUGAUUGAAAAUAUAUGUACAGAAGGUAGUUUCGUCUGAACUAUUUCCAUUCGCAGUUUCCGAUGUGAAAGCACUGUUUGUGAAAUCGCAAUCUUCGCUCACAGUUUGUAAAAAGAUUUUUUGUCUACGGUCAGUAACUCUAGUAAAGAAUAAAAAUCCUUUAGUAUGUACGGUGCCUUCAAUCCAACUGGGAAUCAUUUCAUCCCAGGUGGUGUGAAAUAUUACUCUCCCAUGGAGCUUUCGAAAAUUUGCCGUCAAAACCAAGAAUCUCCUUCGGCCAGAGAAAGUGAAAAUUUUCUUCAAUUACCUAGAAAUGGUGAAAUUAUAGAACAGGAAAGACAAAGAAGACAUCACCAAGAAAGAGAUGUGGAUGAAAAAUUGAGAAGAAAAAUCAAUAAAGAGAGAAGGAAGAGUAAGAGGGAGGGUAAAGCUGGAACAUCUUUUGGACCUUAUUAUAUGAUAGCGAAUCAAGAGGACGAAGAAAAAAAAGAGAGAAAACAUAGAAGAGACAAAAAGAAGGAAUUUUCGGAACUGAAUUAUUAUGAUCUCCAAUGUUUAAUAAAUGACUGUAAUAGAGAUACUAGUAUGCCAUCGAAUUUGAAAAAAGAUCGGAAUAAUGAAGUAAAAAAACAUCAGAGAAGUCAUAGCACCGAUCAAAUACCUACAAAGGAUGUUUCUUCAGAUCAAAGAGUGUUGAGAAGACCGGAAAGGCCUAGGAGUGCCGAUAGGAGAGAAGAUCCACAAAUGGAAAAAAAUAAAGAAUUUUUCCUGAAAUAUUAUUCCCAGAAUCAGCCGAAUAAUCCCAUGCCUUUUUAUGAUCAGCGAGCACAACAUUUCAUGCCACCAAAUCAACAAACCCCUAUUCAACAUUUACCGAAAAAGCAUAAGGAAAAAUCUAAAUAUAGAAAAAAAACUUUGAGAGAAGAAGAUAUGCCCGAAUUCGUCACUCUCAAUCAGAUAAAUGAGCAGACAAUGAACCUGAGGGAUGAAAAGUUUGAGCAGCAUAAAAACAAGUGGGACCCAGAAAAAAAUAUCCGACAUCAUCAGCAACGUGAAUUUUAUGGCGAAUAUCAUCAACAACAUAAUAGAAAUAACUUGGACUCCCAAAAUAAUGAUCAUGAUUUGAAUACCUUCACACAAAAUCCUGAAGAAUAUAAUAAGAUCCUCCAUAACUAUUACCAACCUCCAAUGACAAACGAAGUAGGUAUUAGUAAAACAAAAAAGAAAGAGAAGAAGAAAGACCGGAAUAAAGAGCACAAGAAGAAAGAAAACGAUAAGGAGUACAAAGCCCUGAAAAAAUAUAUGAAAAGGCUGGCGAAAGAACAGAAAAAAGAAACAUUUUAUUUCACUACGAAAGAUAACGGCGAGGCAGUUGCACCAGUACCUGAUAAACGUCAGAAUAAAAACAAGAAAUAUGCAGAGGAGAAUAUGCAAAUUUUCGAACCUGACUCGAAUCAGAAUGAUGCAUUAGAUACAACGAGAGGAAACAAACAUGCUAAAAAAGAAUUCAUUCCACUAGAUUUGGGCGUCGAGGAACAAGAGAUAGCUCCAAAACAUCGUAAGACUCAUGAUCAUAAAAAACAGAAAACUAAAAGAGAAACAAUGAAAAGAGAGUCGGCCGAAAGAAUGAGAUCAGCCAGUUUAACGAUUAAAGAUAAACAUAAAAAUUUGAAUAAUAUCCUUCAGAAAAACGACGAAGUUGUAGAAGAUAUGAAUGGCUUGAAAACGAAAUAUAAAUCUGAGACUAGCUUGGAUUCUACAACGAACGAUAAAAAUAUUGUUUGUAUUUACCAAAGUAAAGAUUCUCCAGACGAGAAGGAAGACGCAACCACAGUGAAACUCACGAAGAAACAAGAAUGUGUGUCUAUAGAAACCGGAAAAAAAUAUCACAAAAAGGAGGUACCAGACAAUGCAGAGAAAGAGAAGGAACGAUCACCGUAUAACAGAACCCAAACGGUCCUUCCUACUGAACAUAAAAAACAAAUGGCUGAUAUACUGAAUACGCAGGAACGAACUUUAUUGUUCCAGAAAGCUAUGAAGAGAGAUUUUCCAUCGAGGCCAAGACCUAGGUUGAGUCGUUCCAGACAAAGGUCCUCUAGAUACCUAGCGAAAUUAGAAGAUGCGAAGUACAAUAACAGCAGUAUAAAAAUUGAUGAGAAACCCACGAAAGAGGUUCACUGUUAUGAUGUGGGAACAUCUACAAUUCUGGACAAUAAUUUCGGGGAGGUACUAGAAUUACUCAAAGGGGAACCAUCAGUGAUACCACCGUGCACUAAUAAGAAAAGAUCAGUUUUUCAUGUGAAGAAAAAUACUUCCAGAGAAGAAUUGGAUGAGACUUCAAGGAAGACUAAUGAUAACAUCGAACAAACAACCUUGGGAAUCGUUGUAAAAGGUAUAGAGCCCCCUAAGAAAAUUGAGACCUCGAAAGUGAGGAGUAGAUUCAAGUUUCCUUCCGAAAAGACCAAAGUCAAUAGGUUAGAAUGUAAAAUACUUUCAGUGGUAGCAAUUGCACCAACCAAAUUCGAUAACGAACAAGACGAAAUCGAUCGGAACCUGAUAAAAACACAGUCAACCCCUCAGAUGCAACAUGAAACUAUUUCCACCGAAAUACGGAAUCCAUCCUCAGAUAAGAGAUUAGAAAGAUUGCUCAAAUAUUAUAAAGUCGAAGCCCGAUCGAAAAUCAGCCAUCAUGCUAAUGACUCCCAUAAAUCGAUAAAAGAAUUGAUUGCUGAUAAACUCAGUGAUUACUUGAAGAAACUGCAGGAAAAUGGCAGCGAUGAUAUGUUACAAAUUCAAACGGACGAUCCGAAAGUUGUUAAAUUGGUACUACCAAUCGAAUUCUCUGGUUUAGAUUGUACGAAGACGCCAGUUCCUCAACAGAAAAGUUCAGAUCAUGUAACUAAGAAACCUAAAGAGAGUUUUUCAGAUCUUUACAUCAAUUAUUCAGCUGGAAAUAAUGCAGAGGAUGAGGAUUUCUUUAAUCUCGAAGUACCUAAAGAUAUUUCUGUUAAAACAUCCAAGUUAGUACAAGAAGCCAAUAAAUCCCAUUCUGAAAACUUUAAUUCCCAUCAAAGUUUCGAUUCAAAGCUGAACGAACCAAAAUCUAAUCAAAACUCUUUUAACUUAAUUGGUACAGAGAACAGGAGAGAAUUCACUUUAAAUCCGAGAAUGACUGAAAAUAGGAAAUCAACAGAGGGUGAUUUAACGAAAGAAUAUUCAUUUUCUGAAAAACAAAUGAGUCAGAAUUCCUUUCCUAAGCUUCCUGUUCAAAAUACACAACUUAAUAUUGAUAGCAACAAUAACUAUCGAAAACAUGAAGAUGAAUAUUACAAUUCUGCUAAUUCCCCAAUUGUUAAUGUGUCCGAACGUUAUUGGAAAGAAAACAUGAAUGGGACGGAACAGGCCUACUCGACUGGAAGGGAAAAUUCGGAGUAUAUUAGAAGCUCACCCUCUAACAUGGUAGAAAACACUCACCAACAACAAAUGAACGAGAUGAUUAUGCUAAAUUUGACCCAGGAAGCGAAUUCGAAUGCACCUGCUCCUGUAUCACGACAAAGUAACGAAAAGGUUUCUAUGGGUAUUCCGAAGUCUGGUAAUAUUGAGUGUAAGAAUUACUUCCAAGUUGAAAGGGGAAGAAUUACAGAUCUUUAUAAUAUUGUUGAAGACCGAGUCGACAUGAAGGAGCUAACGGAAGUAAAUAUCCAAAGACCAUCUUAUAAUUACCAACAACAACUUUCAAGGAAUGGAGGAUUACAAUUGAAUGCUGCAUCUUCUCCAGAUGCCAAUGACGUUAAAAAAGAGAACGAACAAAGAUUAUCCUACCAGUAUAACUCACAGCCUCUUAGAAACGAAGGAUUACCAAUGAAUUUCGGAUACUCUAUAGAUGGGGAUGACAUAAACCGCGAGAACGACCAAAGGACUCUUUAUAAGUACCAGCAGCAGCUGCCAAGAAAUGAGGGUUUACUACUGAAAUCAGGAUCUUCACCAGACGGUUAUGACAUUAACCGACAGAGUGAACAAAGGCCACCUUGCAAGCAUCAACCACAGCCUUUAAGAAGUGACGGACUACAACUGAAUUCAGAACUUCCACCAGACAGUUGUGACAUAAACCAAGAAAACGAACAUCAAUCUUACAAGUACCAAUUACAGCCUUUGAAAAAUGAAGGAUUGCAAAUGAAUUUAGGAUCAUCUCCUGAUGGCAAUGAAAACGAACAAAGGUCACAAUACAAAUUCCAGUCGCAACCAUCAAGAAACGAAGGAUUUCAGUUGAAUGCAGCUUCUUCCCCAGAUGGUAUCGACGUCAACCGAGAAAAAGAACCAAGGCAACUUCAUAAGUAUCAACUACAGCCCUUGAGAAACGAAGGAUUACAAUUCAAUUCUGGAUCAUCCCCAGAUGGCAAUGACAAAUAUUGUGAAAACGAACAGAAGGCAUUUUCCAAGCACCAAUCACAGCCUUCAAGAAAUGAAGGAUUACAAUUGAAUUUAGGCAGUGAAAUCAAUAAUGAGAAUGACUACUCUCAUUUUUCAACACCUCGUCAGAAAGUUACACUGAACAAAUCCUAUGACGAAAUGACCAAAUAUACUUGUAAAAAAGAAAAUGAAAAUUCACUGCCUGGAAACGGAAGUGGAAUGUUAGUGAAUAAAAAUCACAGCCAACAAUAUGGAGAUGAAGAUAUAUCUUUUUCUUUCAAUCAAAAUCAGAGGAAUCCUUGUGUAGCGGAUGAUUCCGGGAAAAAUAAUUCCCAAAUGCGUCAAAUUCAUAAUUACAAAUCAAGUGCGGAACAUAUUGUUCCGUUGAAAAAAAAGACUGAAACUAGUUGUACCAAUGAGAGGAAAAAGAUCGGAAAGACAAAUAUCUCACAGUCUCAACAGCAACCUGUCGAUACCACAGCACCCUCGAAAAAAUAUGAGUAUUUCGAAAUUCCUCCGCCACGAUCGAAAUCUAACAAGAAACCCACUUCUGGAAUACAUGAUGGAAAAUUAGCCACAACUGAACAUAAGGCAGCUAAGACCUCUCAAAUUCCUAAAAGAAUUAUGAGCUCAUCAAAGACAAUGGAUAAAGACGAUAAGCAAUCCCCCUUGAGGACUCGUAAGGAGGACUCGUGUGCAGGAUACGAGAAUUUAGGAUCCAUAACAUGGGACUACCAAAAGGACGAGAGCGCUUUAGACAACAGUCUUCAAAAAUGUUUACAUUGGAAUAUUCGGAAUUCUGAAACUAUCGUAAUGAGCGAGUUCAACGACGAAGUGCCAAAUAAGACAUCUGAAAUAGGAAGGAACUCAACUCUUCCAAAAAAAAGCAACAUUCCAAUAUCGAAAAAAGAUCAGAAUAAAACACAGGCAAAUAGAGGAAAAUCGCCCCCUGCUGGGAAAGACAAGACCCCUACGAUGCUACUGACUAAAACGUUCAAGCCACCUGGUCAGAGUUCAUACGAGAAGAGGAAGAUGUACGAUACGAGAAUAAGAAAAAAUGUCAAGAGAAGAUCGCUGAGCGAAAGUAGUCCACCAUGUAAAAUACCACCUCUAGUAUAUGAGGUCAGGUAUUGCAAUGUAUACAACCAAUGCUCACCAUUCGAUCCUGCAGUUCUUGGAGGAUCAAAAAGCGAUCAAAGCCUUAGUAUUUUUUCAUCGGAAUUCAACGCAAAUGAUUUCAAAAAAAGCAUUGAAUCCCUUACAACUGCCCCAUCUUGUUUUUUGAAAUCGAAUAAAUACAAGGAAGAAGAUCUAACAACAGAACCCUCUUGUUUCUUAAAAGGAAAUAACUAUGAAAGGGAUGAGAUGAAUUUGUCAACUGAUCCUUCUUGUUUAUUGAAGGAAAGUCAGUAUUGUCGGAAUAAACAACAAUACGAGGUGUGCUUAUCAACUGAACCCUCAUGCUUAUUGAAAGAGAGUAGGUACAAGUUUACGUCCGGUCAAAAACGGGUUCCAAGGAGCAUGAAACGAAUUCCCAUUGAGGAAAAUCAGGAUUACGAAGAAACAUGCAGUAACUAUUCAUCGAAAAGUGACAGAAUAAAAGAGUUAAUCAAAGAAAAUUUACUAUACGUGAAAUAUCCAACACCAAAUAAGAAGAUAAAACCUCCCGGUGAAACGAGAAAGCGGAAAAAGAGGGUUGAAAAAGAAAAAAGUCACAUAGGAAGUAAAAUAUCGAAUAAACCCAAGUCAAAAACGAAAAUCACAUUGAGGUGUACCAAAAAGUCUUCAAAGGAAAAUGGAAAGCGACUUAAGAUUAUUGCAAGGCUAAACGAGAAGAGAGAUGAUGAGGAGAGUGACGAACGACCAGAGAACCAAGAUGAUCAUAUUUCUCUAUGUCAAAAUUUGACAAAAUUGUCAAUUGAUAAAGUCAACGGUAACGAAUUUCGCGUAUCUUUCGAAGAACUUAAAUUGGGGUCAGUGGAAGACGAAGUCACGUUUGGUGAAAAAUCAGGUGCUAACAUCUCUGCAGAUAACGAUUUUGCGAACGAUAGAGAGUCCAUAGACAAUUCGGUUUCUAGUAUAAGUACUGUGAUUAACUGCGAAGCCUGUUCUAGUGUUACUUCUAAUGAAUCGAAAGAAACCGUUAAGGAACGUGAAUUGAUCCAUACUUCCGCUGAUGAUAGUGGAUAUUUGACAAAAGGAGCUGACUUAAAUAAUAGUGGAACCACCAUUGAUAGUACUAACGACGGUAAGGCUUGCUGUUCGAAUAUUUUCAAAGGAUUUUCAAGCAAACUAUCUGAAAAGAAGAGUGGUAUACCAAAAUAUAAGUUCACGUCUACUGAAGAAAACUCUAAGUGGAACCAGAAAGAUCUGGUAAAGCUAAGAAUACAGCUUCUGUUUCCACACGUUUAUGACGAUUUCGAGCUUUUGGAGACAGCUCAAAAUACAGACCUGAUAAAGUAUUACGUCGAAUCGGAAAACGAUAAACUUAAGGAAGCCAUCGAUUCAAUUUCCCAAAAGGAAGAGAUGAAUACGAAAAGUAGAAGUGUUAUAAGUCUACCUUCUGUUAAGGUGAUACCAGAAGAACCCAGUGAGUUGCCAAUUAAUGGUGAUAAUACAUCUGAAUAUUCUUCAGUGAGUCAGGAAGGGGGAUUUUAUAACUAUCAGAAAUUCAUAGCCCAAAAUAACAUUUGCUAUUCCGCAAAUGUGCUAUCAAAAUUGAACAAGUCAGAAGUUGUUGGAGAUGGUUCAGAUACAGCUACUUUGAAAGACAAUGAUAUUUCUGAAACAGCCAGUGUUAAUUCUUGUAGUGUCUCUUCGGUGAAGAGUGGAGCUUCUAUGAAGAAAAGCGUUGUGGAGCUAUUCAAAUUGAGACCAUCAAGUGCGAAGAAAAGCAGCUCUAGUAUGUUUUCCGAUAAUGAAACUCUAGUAGAAGUGAACGAAUGCAAUAGUAUGAAUAUAAAUAUAUCUGACGAGGAAUUUUUCAAUAAUUUCCAUCAAAUCAUGUCAAUGGAAUGCCAGAAAUUUGCAAAGAAAGUGCGAGAUCAGAGUAAAGCCAACGAAGACGAGGAUGAAAAUCCAGAAUACGAAGAAAUUCCUCUUGACUGCCUUUUAAAGAAUAAAAACUUGAACUCUGAAAGUAGCGAAGAUUACUUGGAGCAAGAUUAUCAACUCGCUUCAGAUGAAAUUGGCAGUAAAGAAAAUGAAAGUAACGAAUCUACCAAGAAGGAGAGUAGCGAAUCAUUCAAAUCCGUAACUUGUAUCAAAGAAAAUGUUGUUAAACAAAAAAAGUCUAGCUCGAAGUGGCAGAAACUCUUGAAGAAGAAGAGUUCAGUUGCAUCGAAUUCGAAGAUGAAUCUCGAUUUUUAUCCGCAGGAAAAGAUGUCUAUACUCGACAUGAUACAAAGCGUUCAGGCUACAAGCAUAUCCGAUGAUGCCAUCAACCGUUCGCCGAGAGACAAAGUUUUGAACGUCAUUUCUUCAGGGGAGGUUUCGAAGCAAUCAGAGAAACAAUUUUUCGAUAACUUAUUAGCUUUUUACGACAAAGAGUCGGAACUGAUCAAGAAGUUGAUAAGGGAUGAUGAGUUUUUCUCUUCGUUAAUUGAAGCCAUAAGAAACACGGAGGAUAGUACACAGCUUAUCUUCCAGAGGGAUAGCCAGAAGAAGGCGAGAAAAGAGAAAAAAAAGGGUAUUUUGAGUAGGUUUUUCAGGUGGAAGGAGAAAAAGAGCACGGAAACUUUGUUCGAUAAUUUUUCGAUAGGAAAAAGUUUGGAAUUCGCGAAGAGCAUGAGCAACGAUAUCACGGCGACGAAUGGAGAGAGCUGUUAUUCUUUCUACAAAGAUCUCGACGACUACGAUAAAGACGUUAAUGAGGUGAAACAUCCAAAUUCGGAGUAUCUGCAGCAGUUGGCUUAUAAGGCGAAAUGCCAUCUUGAACCAAUGGUGAAGGCUACUAUAUCUAAUCGUCAUAUAAGCGAUAAAAUCAAACUGGCUGGAUUCUUGAAGAUGCUAGAUAUGGUGGCGAAAGGAGAUUUCACCUUCUUAAAUACUGGUGACAACAAAACGUUGGAGGAGAAGCUUAAGGAGCAUGUUGCCCAAAUGUUCGAAAAGGUUUAUCGAAUAGCAAACCAUGAAGUCAUACAGAAGGACUCCAUUUUGGAUAACGACAAAAUUCAACUACUGAAAAUGUUGGUCACCAAAUACCACAUGGGAAUAGAAUCGCAUUUGAAUAUUUUAUCGAUCUACAUCGGUAGAAGUUUAAUUGAAACCAAAGCGCAACUAGAAGAUGCGAUAAUAUUCCUUAUGGGUCAAGAUUCACAAGACAUCAAUCUGGAACAAUUCGAGAAAAAUUGUGGCAUUUCAUCGACAUAAAUCGAAAUAAAACUACUGAAUGAACUAAUUAAUAAUAUAAUUUCGUAUAAAAUG